This is a messenger RNA of Acaulospora morrowiae, 3255 nucleotides long. The record is from the annotation of a GenBank genome assembly. Lineage: Eukaryota; Fungi; Glomeromycota; Glomeromycetes; Diversisporales; Acaulosporaceae.
AUGCUUCCUUUCCUAUAUCAAUCUUCCGUUAAAGACUUAACGCCUUCCAACUAUGCUCUACCAUACGUGACACACGGAAAAAUGCAAAAAGAAGCGGUGUCAAUAAAUGUCGAGUCGGCAUUUCCGCAAGUCACCCGAGAACUUGGGCCCUUAAAUGAAAUAGACAUAACAAGUGUAGAAAGAUCACGUAAACUACAUGCAGUAAAGAGUUUGCCACCAAAACCUCGGCCUAGCGAGUCGCCCUUUAUUCCGAAAAUUGGUAAUCCCUCAAAGUCAAAUUCGACAAAAGAUACUCGCGUCAGUAAAGGUAUUUCAAAGAAAAUCGCGAAAAAUGAAAAAAAAGAAACUCAUUCGGCUUGCGUGUUUCCAUAUGUAACAUUUCCAAAACCUUCUGGUUUUGAUAAAUGGAGCUCUGACCUUUUUCACGAAAUGAACGAAAAUAGCCUUACAGAUAGCGUGUUUCGUCAUACAGAGCCGGACAAAACAUUGGUGAUUGGGACAUGGGAUGAAUCAUCGGGAAAAAAAAUUAAAAGUUACGGAUCGACCAUUUCCGAGUUAGUCAAGAACAAGAAAUGCAACAUACAAGGGAAAAACUCGUCGAAAAAAAAAUCAAGGACUCGAUCUUUCUCCUAUGCUAAUCUUACUCCUCUGGCUACGCGUAAUGAGUUAUAUAAAGAGGUAGCAAUUCAAGAAGAAUCAGACAAGCAAAAUACAGAGGAAAGAAUUUUUCAACAACCAGUCAGUCUAUCGAUUCAUGGAAGCGAAGAUUUAGAUGAAUUAUUUAGAGGAAACACAUACUAUUCUAUCAGUACCGCGAUGCAAUCCAUUGAUAUUACGCAAGACACACGUAUUAUAUGGAACUCGUUUCCAGAACAAUGGACACAAUUUUGGCUGAAACGUCCUUGUGUGCUCUUGAGAGACUUUUCGCGUAUUCACAGACUUCAUGAACCUGUUUAUUGCUUGACGGUUGGAGAAAACAAAUCUUAUUGGUUCGAAUGUUUUGUUGGACAUCGAUAUUUCAACCCUUUACAAUCAUGUUUUAAUUGUUGGGUAGAAAAUGAUGCAAUAGAUUACGUCUCGAUUCAGGCGUUCGAAGUCUUGUGUAUAGAAUUUAACGAGACUCCCGGAUCUCCAACGAACAAACAGGCACAGUGUAAACACGAAGUUGUCAUCGAUAAUAGGAUUUGUCCAACAUCUGAUAUCAAUCAGCAGCACGAACGACAAUGGAUCCACCAUCAGAAAAAGAGUGCUUCAUUCUGGGAACGCCGACCUUGCGUACUCUUGUUUGAAUUCUGUCGGUUGCAUUCAUUACCCACUCCAAUCUAUUCUUUAAGUAUACAAAGAGAUUCUGGAAGGUUCUGGUUUGAUUGUUCGAUCGGUGAUAGAAACUUUUCUCCCAAAAACCAGUCGUGUAUGUGUUGUUGGGUUCAAAACGAUGCAAUAGAUCACGUCUCAAUACAGGCGUUUGAGUCAGUAUAUGCAGAACUGUGCAUUCGUGACGUACAGAGCAGUCUUGUACUUUAUGAAAAUCCACAAUUGUGCAUAAACCGAAAUUCCGAGACUAAUUAUAUGGAUAAAAAAAACACAAGCAUCGAGAAUACCGAAGAAAAGCAAGAAAAUUGUACAAAUGACAUCACCAGCCACAUAUUUUUGGAAAGCUAUUCGCAUCGCCUCAAAACAAAUCUUACGCGAUUUCAAAACUUUUAUCCGUACAAAAUUACUUCUCGUUCGACGGGCGAAAUGAACACGGGUGGAGAGUCAACACUGAACGCCUAUGAAAGACAGCGACUUGAAAACAUACGUCGCAAUGAAGAGAUACUCAGGCAGUUAAAUAUUCCUGAACUUAUCACAAAGAAAACCACUCCCAAGUCAAAACCGAAACCGAAACAAAAGUUUCCUAAAAAAGAGCCUAGUUUGCCAACACGUAAAUCCCUACGCAUACAAGGUUUUAAGGCGGAUGGUCCCGAGGCUAAGAGAAAAGCCGAAGAGGAAACAAAGAAUGUGAAGGUAACGACGGAAAAACGCGUUAGAAAGGAGGGCGAUCUUGAUUUAGGUUCCGUACGUUCGGAGGACAUGUCACUCGAUGAUACAAAGCAUUUCCUGGGUGUUUUAAUGGAUUUAACAAAGUUCAAGACAGGUAAUGAGCCUGAGGGCAUAAAAAAUGAAGACAUAGAUUAUAGCACUGUGGUGGGUGGUGAGCAAGGACUUCGAUCGGUUCGGUCAGUAUACAAGAAACUAAUCAUGGGUCUACGGUGGCCAUCCGUUAGCGUAACUCCGGAAAGGAUUUACUGCAUGGCUGUUCAUCCUGCGACGGACAAAAUAUUGGUUGCUGCUGGGGACAAGGUUGGCUCAUUGGGUUUUUGGGAUGUCAAGGACAAGGUGAAAUCGGAGUAUGACAACGACGACGAUGAGCCGCGAACAUACAUGUUCGAGGCGCACACAAAGACCAUAAUUUCCACCAAAUAUUUACCCAUCGAUUCCAACCAACUUUUUACAUGCUCGUAUGAUGGAUCAAUCCGCUACAUGGAUCUCAAUAAGGCAAAGUUCAUGGAAGCAUUGGUGUCCCGGGAUCAAUUGUCUUGCAUAGAUUUUCAUCCUAGUUCCAAAGUGAUGUACUUUUCGACGAAUGAAGGCAAGUUUGGCAUAAAAGACCUUCGAGAACCAAUCGAGACAUACAGAGGAUACACUCUUCACGAUAAAAAGAUCGGAUGCGUAUCGGUCAAUCCGAUCAAACCAGAACUCCUUGUGACCUCGUCGUUGGAAAAGUCUCUUCGGCUUUGGGAUGUCCGCAAUCUGAAAGAUCAGGACACUCACAUUCAGGAGAUACCUUUCAGAUACUCGGUCACGAGUGCUUAUUGGAGUCCCAACGGUGAUCAGGUAGUUUCCACCAGCUUCGACGAUACGGUAAGAGUGUUCGACCUGGACGGGAGGAAAUUGAAAUUACGCUUGACCGUCCCCCACGACAACCAAACGGGAAGGUGGGUCACCAUGCUUCGUGCAACAUGGAACCCGAAUCCGAAUGUUCACCCUCACUUUAUCAUCGGCAACAUGAGAAAAUCAGCCGACAUAAUCUCGGGUGUCAAUGGCGAGCUGAUAUGGAACAUGCGUGACAAACAGUUGACCACCAUACCAGCUGUUAACGCCUUCCAUCCGACGCUUAACUUUAUCGCAAGUGGCAAUGCUUCUGGAAAGAUGUUUUCGUGGGAGGAAGAGGACAGAUCGGAUUUCACGACCGCUAAAAAUCAGAGAAAUUGA